Pipistrellus nathusii (Nathusius's pipistrelle) is the source of this 1779-nucleotide messenger RNA. NCBI's taxonomy places the organism in Eukaryota, Metazoa, Chordata, Mammalia, Chiroptera, Vespertilionidae. The record is from the annotation of a GenBank genome assembly.
AUGGCGGUGCUGGCGGUGCUGGCCAAGAAGGUGUGGUGCAGCCGGCGCCUGCUGGUGCUGCUGCUCGCGCCGCUGCUGCUGCUGCCCGUGGUGUUCUCCCUCCCGCCCCAGGAAGGCCGCUGUCUGUUUGUCAUCCUGCUCAUGGCUGUGUACUGGUGCACGGAGGCGCUGCCCCUCGCGGUGACGGCGCUGCUGCCCAUCAUCCUCUUCCCCUUCCUGGGUAUCCUGAAGUCCAAAGACGUCUGCCCCCAGUACUUCGUGGACACCAACUUCCUCUUCCUCAGUGGUCUGAUCAUGGCCAGCGCCAUCGAGGAGUGGAACCUGCACCGGAGAAUCGCCCUCAAGAUCCUCACGUUCGUUGGGGUCCGGCCGAUCUGGCUCAUCUUUGGAAUGAUGGUGAGCACCGCCUUCCUGUCCAUGUGGCUGAGCAACACCGCCUCCACCGCCAUGAUGCUGCCCAUCGCCAGCGCCAUCCUGAAGAAUCUCUUUGGUGAGGAGGAAGAGAGCACAGUUGCUGUGGGGACAAAAGGCAUGAACCCUGUGCCCAUGGAGAUGCAAUUUCUUGCCAGAAGAGAAGACAAAGACUUCUCCGAGGAGACUGAGGACCCGUUGCCUCUUCCAGACAGCAGCAAGAAGGCGGAAGAAUAUCGCAAAAACAUCUGGAAGGGCCUCCUCAUCUCCAUCCCUUACGCAGCCAGCAUCGGGGGCACGGCCACUCUCACCGGCACGGCUCCCAACCUCAUCCUACUCGGUGGGAUCAAGAGUGCCUUCCCACAGAGCGACGUGGUGAAUUUCGGCUCCUGGUUCAUUUUCGCCUUACCUCUGAUGGUGCUGUUCCUGUUGAUUGCCUGGCUCUGGAUCUCCUUCCUGUAUGGGGGAAUGUUCACAAGGGGCUGGAAGAAGGACAUGGCAGCCAAUGCUACCGGAGAAGAUAGGGCUCGUGCUAUGAUUCGAGAGGAAUACGAGAAUCUGGGGCACAUGGUGUUUGCCGAACGGGCCGUCUUCAUCCUUUUCUGCCUGUUCGCCAUCCUCCUCUUCUUCCGGGACCCGAAGUUCAUCCCUGGCUGGUCUAAUCUCUUCAAACCUGGGUAUACUUCCGAUGCUGUAACCGGCGUGAGCAUAGUCACCAUCUUGUUUUUCUUCCCAUCCAAAAGGCCCUCUCUCAAGUGGUGGUGUGACUUUAAAGCUUCCAACACAGAGAUCAAACCCCUGCUGACGUGGAAGAGGGCGGAGGAAACCAUCCCCUGGAGCAUCAUCCUUCUCCUGGGAGGGGGCUUCUCCAUGGCCAAGGCCUGCGAGCAGUCCGGGCUGUCAUUGUGGAUCAGCGACCAGCUGCACCCCCUGGAGAACGUGUCGCCCACGCUGGCCGUCUUCACCAUCACCUUCGUCGUCAUCUUCUUCACCGAGUUUGCCAGCAACACGGCCACCAUCAUCAUCUUCUUGCCCGUCAUGGCAGAGCUGGCCAUCCGCCUGCACGUGCACCCCCUGUACCUGAUGAUCCCGGCCACAGUGGGCUGCUCCUACGCCUUCAUGCUCCCCGUCUCCACGCCCCCCAACUCAAUUGCCUUCGCCUCCGGACACCUGCUGGUCAAAGACAUGGUGCGGACAGGCCUCCUGAUGAACCUGAUGGGCAUCAUGAUCCUCAACAUGGCCAUCAAUACAUGGGCACAGCCCAUCUUCCAGCUGGGCUCCUUCCCGGACUGGGCCCAACACCACCUAACCAACGUCACAGGAAAACCACCCUCCCUGGUGGCCAACGACACCUCACUGGCCCUCUGA